CGCGCUUCACGACCGUUGCACCCGAAGCAAAGAAGCGAAGGGAAAGAGAAGGAAGAAUAGUCUGUGCAUCGGCCAUGGAGAGCUCCUCCUCGUCUCUCUUGCUGAGUUCGUAUGCCGGCAACAACAAGAGGGCCAGGGAUGCCGACGUCGAAGUGGGCUCGUCCGCGGAGGCGGAGGCCGCCAAGAGGAUGCGACCGGAGGACCUGCUGGACCUGCUCGCCGACGACACCGACGCCGCGGCGGCCGGCGACCUGGCCUCCGUCAUGCGGAGCCUUGAGGAGGAGAUAUGCGCCGACGAGCUGACGCCGCCGCAGCCGGAGCUGGGGUUCCUGCUCGAGGCCUCCGACGACGAGCUCGGCCUGCCGCCGGCCGCCGGGGCGUCCUCCUCGUCGGACGACGCCGGGGGCUGGGAGCCGGAGGAGCCCGCAGGCCUGUUCGGGGAGCAGAUAUGGGGCUUCGAGGACGAGAUUGACGGCGCAUACGCCUUCGGCGGCGUCGCCUACUCGCCGGAGGCCGCCGUGGCGGCUGCUGCGGCCGCGGCCGAGUGGGGCGACGACGGCUUUGACGCCGGCCUGUUCGGCUUCGGCGACGAGUCAUUCGGGCCGUCCGAUCUCGACGUGCUUCGCCAGGAGACCAUGCCCGCCGUUUGAUCAGUCGUCAGUGGAUGGAUGGAUUAGCCUUUUCUUUUUUACCUUUGGCUGACUUUAGCUUUACCCUUUUUUUAAGAGAAAUGUCAAAAAUAAACCUUAACUUUAUACUCGAA
Aegilops tauschii subsp. strangulata is the source of this 763-nucleotide messenger RNA. RefSeq lists its product as uncharacterized. Lineage: Eukaryota; Viridiplantae; Streptophyta; Magnoliopsida; Poales; Poaceae. The record is from RefSeq and is a predicted model, not a curated record.